GGGCCCCGGCGGCUGCGGUGCUGUCUCCUUACCCUGAGCUCUCGGCCCGUGCGGCUCCAUCCAGAGCUCUCCGGAAACCACUGAAUUCUGUGUAUCCACAGCGCUUCUUCCCUCCCCGUGCGACGCCCCAGCGCUUGCAUGGGGAAGGCAAGGGGCUCCCAACCUGUACCUUCUUAUUCUGCAAGCAAAAAUCCCGCUGUAGAUACCCAGGGUGCUCCGGGCCUCCCGCCCAAUACCGGGGGAGCCGGGAGGCGUCCCAGCUUUGGCUGCAGCCAUCGCGUCCACCCGAGGCCGCCUCCUUGCUGGCCGGCUUUGCUGCUGCGCCCAUCCUCCUGUGUGUGCCGAUGCUGCGCUGCCGUGUGCCCACAUCCCACCCUGUGCUGUUACCACCUCUGGUCCCAUCCAGCCCCACCACCGCGCUCCCAUCGCCCCCCGUACCCCGCCACGCUCCCCAGUCCCUCCUCAUGGUCUCUCUGCAUUCUGACACAAGCAUCUCAUUGCCCCCACCCUUCAUCCUCAGCUCCCCGCAGCCCCCCGUCACCCACAUUGCACCCCCUGUGCCCACCCUGGCAUGAGUGAGCGCCCUCUGGUUACCAGACUUUCUCGCAUGCUCACGCACAGAGGCGGUCCUGCACCUCAGACGUGCGGCAGCCACUGCUGCUCUGCAGUCCCCCGUGCUCUGCGUGCAUCUCGUCCUCGCCUGCUGCUCUGCAGUGCCCGGAUCUCGGAGCCGUGUGGGAGCCAAGUGUGUUCCCCACAACCCCAACCUUCCUUCGUGCUGCUUCUGUUCCAUCAGCCCACGCCUGGCGAGGCGGCACGGCCGCGUCCUGUGGGCGCUCUGCAUCGCUGCAUGGCCGCAGCCCUGUGCCCUGCAGACUGCCACAAACCCUGCAGAGCACUGGGAUUUCUGCAGACCACCCACCCACCCUUCCGCCCCUCGCGCUGCUUCUGCAGGGCCGCCCCGCUGUGCUGUGGGAAUGCCCAUGGGGCUUCCUGCGGGAACGCCGUGGGGCUUCUGUGCUGUUGCUCCAUCGGCCGCGCGCCCCACGCUGUGCUCUCCUGCUGCAUGUCCCACACCUGUCACUCAUGCGCUGUCCUGCGUGCCGCAGCUCGUCGUGCUGCAAACCCCUGCACCUCUGCAGGUUCAGCCGAGGCUGCCCAGCUUGGUUCUGCAGCCCGGCACCUGCACCCUGCUCCCACCUCCUCCAUCCCCAUCCCCAUCUCCAUCCCUAUUCCAUCAUCUCCAUCCCUAUUCCCAUCCCUAUUUCCAUCCCCAUUCCGAUCCCUGUCCACAUUCCCAUCCCUAUCCCUAUCUCCAUCCCUAUUCCAUCAUCUCCAUCCCUAUUCCCAUCCCUAUUUCCAUCCCCAUUCCGAUCCCUGUCCACAUCCCCAUCCCCAUCCCCAUCUCCAUCCCUAUUCCAUCAUCUCCAUCCCUAUUCCCAUCCCUAUUUCCAUCCCCAUUCUGAUCCCUGUCCACAUUCCCAUCCCCAUUCCCAUCUCCAUCCCUAUUCCAAUUCCCAUCCCUAUUCCCAUCCCCAUUCAGAUCCCUGUCCACAUUCCCAUCCCCAUCCCCAUCUCCAUCCCUAUUCCAUCAUCUCCAUCCCUAUUCCCAUCCCUAUUUCCAUCCCCAUUCCGAUCCCUGUCCACAUUCCCAUCCCCAUCCCCAUCUCCAUCCCUAUUCCAAUUCCCAUCCCUAUUCCCAUCCCCAUCCCCAUCCUUAUCCCCAUUCCCAACCCCAUCCCCAUUUCCCUUCUCCCCACUCCUGCAGGUAACGCAGACCCCGGCAGCCCCCACCCCAGGGAGCAGCGCAGUCCCGCUGCCCGGCACCCCCCCGGCACAGCCCUGAGCCCCCGCUGCUCGGUGCACAGGUUGGAGUGUUCCGUGUUGCCCUGAGUGCAGGCAGCUCCUCCGGCCCCGUCCGAGGAGUUCGGGUCUCUGCCCCUUCCGCAGCUGCUUCUGGGGCGACCCCCAGAGACCCCCGCCUGCAGCCGCCCCUCUCCGCGAGGGGCCAGAAGACUGCAGAGCGAAACUAUUCUGCAGGACGUUCGGUCUGGGACCGGGAAGCUGAACGCCUUCUUGCCAUUUCCAAAGAGCCUUCCUUACCCUCCUGCUGCCCCGUCCUCCCCCCGGGCCUGGAGAUGGACGGUGGGCACACAGUUCUGCCUGGCGCCCGCGCCGCCGUGUGCCCCCCAGCUCCCACCGUGCCAAGCAGCUGCAGCCGUACCUGUGUUGGACAACACUGCGUGACCGCGGGGCACGGCCCUGCGGCACCACGGCUCGUCCCAGUCAGGAGAACACAAAAGAAGGCGACACCCAACCGUGGCUGUGCCACCGCCCCCUCCCCGCGGCUGCUCGGGUCUGCGCCAAGCCCUGCUUCCAGCACAGCACCUCCUCAGUGCCCAUCCCUUCCAUGUGCACGUCCCCCCAUCUCAGUGCCCAUCCCUUCCAUGCCCUCACCCAACCAUCUCAAUGCCCAUCCCUUCCGUGCCCUCACCCCCCAUCUCAGUGCCCACCCCUCCAUGCCCCAUCCUCCCAUCUCAGUGCCCACCCCUCCAUGCCCUCACUCCCCCAUCUCAAUGCCCAUCCCUUCCGUGCCCUCACCCCCCAUCUCAAUUCCCAUCCCUUCCAUGCCUUCACCCCCCCCAACACUCAUCCCUUCCAUGCCCACGUCCCCCCAUCUCAGUGCCCACCCCUCCAUGCCCCAUCCCCCCAUCUCAAUGCCCAUCCCUUCCAUGCCCUCACCCCCCCAUCUCAGUGCCCAUCCCUUCCAUGCCCUCAUCCCCCCAUCUCAAUGCCCAUCCCUUCCAUGUCCACAUCCCCCCAUCUCAGUGCCCACCCCUCCGUGCCCCAUCCUCCCAUCUCAGUGCCCAUCCCUUCCGUGCCCUCAUCCCCCCCGUCUCAGUGCCCAUCCCUUCCAUGCCCUCAUCCCCCCCGUCUCAGUGCCCACCCCUUCCAUGUCCACAUCCCCCCAUCUCAGUGCCCACCCCUUCCAUGCCCUCCCCCCCCCAUCUGAGUGCCCACGGCCGGAUGCACACGGAGCUCCAUGAGCAUGGGCUCAGGGCUUUGGAGACGGCCCCGCACAGCCCCCCAGGAGCAGUGAGUGUGGAUCGGCCCCAACAGCGGUCGCAUCCCACGAUCAUUUCUGGUCCCACCCAGACAGAACGCACCGUUCCAGCUCACGCAGCUGCUGCUACUUAACCUUUAUGUUUGUUUUUUUUCUCAGCUGAAGCAAAGAGGAUUUUUUUUCCCAUGUGUAGAUAGCUCUUUUCUGACUUUAGAUCGACUCUGAUGGCAUUGGCAUCUCCACCCCGAGCAUCCCGGACCCAGUGAGAGCUUCGCUUUGACAAGCCAUUCAGGAGGAGGCCGAGCGCGCGGCGCCCGCUGCCCUCACUGUGAUGCUCAUGGCUUCUCGACAUUGGGUUACUUCUGUACAAAGGGAGACACUUUUGGGUUGGUUUUUUUUCCUUUUUUUUUUUUUUUUCCUUUCUUUUUUUCUGGCUUUGAAGGGAAUUUUUAAGAAAAAAAAAAAAAAAACAGUUGUUGGUAUUUUUUUCCUUUGUCCAAACAAAAUCCAUCGAUCCUCAUUCUUCAUUACCCCUCCUCUGUAACUCUGACGUUAGGAGAAAAGGAACCAAAACCCAACGCGCUUUGUGACUGAUGGCCAUGGGCAGCCAAAGGCAGUGUGCUUUGUGGCUGAUGGCCAUGAGCAACUGAACCCAAUAUGCUUUGUUACCGAUGGCCAUGGGCAGCCCAAGCCAACAUGCUUUGUUACCGAUGGCCAUGGGCAGCCAAAGCCAAUGUGCUUUGUUACCGAUGGCCAUGGGCAACUGAACCCAAUAUGCUUUGUUAUCAAUGGCCAUGGGCAGCCCAAGCCAAUGUGCUUUGUUACCGAUGGCCAUGGGCAACUGAACCCAAUAUGCUUUGUUACCGAUGGCCAUGGGAAACUGAACCCAAUAUGCUUUGUUACCAAUGGCCAUGGGCAGCCCAAGCCAAUGUGCUUUGUUACUGAUGGCCAUGGGCAACUGAACCCAACGUGCUUUGUUACCAAUGGCCAUGGGCAGCCAAAGGCAGUGUGCUUUGUGGCUGAUGGCCAUGGGCAACUGAACCCAAUAUGCUUUGUUACUGAUGGCCAUGGGCAGCCCAAGCCAAUGUGCUUUGUUACCGAUGGCCAUGGGCAACUGAACCCAACGUGCUUUGUUACCAAUGGCCAUGGGCAGCCCAAGCCAAUGUGCUUUGUUACCGAUGGCCAUGGGCAACUGAACCCAAUAUGCUUUGUUACUGAUGGCCAUGGGCAGCCCAAGCCAAUGUGCUUUGUUACUGAUGGCCAUGGGCAACUGAACCCAAUGUGCUUUGUUACCGAUGGCCAUGGGCAGCCAAAGCCAACGUGCUAUGUGGCUGAUGGCCAUGGGAAACUGAACCCAACGUGCUUUGUUACCGAUGGCCAUGGGAAACUGAACCCAACGUGCUUUGUUACCGAUGGCCAUGGGCAACCAAAGCCAAUGUGCUUUGUUACUGAUGGCCAUGGGAAACUGAACCCAAUGUGCUUUGUUACCGAUGGCCAUGGGCAACUGAACCCAACGUGUUUUGUUACCGAUGGCCAUGGGCAACUGAACCCAAUAUGUUUUGUUACUGAUGGCCAUGGGCAGCCCAAGCCAACGUGCUUUGUUACUGAUGGCCAUGGGCAACUGAACCCAACGUGCUUCGUUACCAAUGGCCAUGGGCAACUGAACCCAACGUGUUUUGUUACUGAUGGCCAUGGGCAACUGAACCCAACGUGCUUUGUUACCAAUGGCCAUGGGCAACUGAACCCAACGUGUUUUGUUACUGAUGGCCAUGGGCUGCCAAACCCAACAUGCUUUGUUACCGAUGGCCAUGGGCAACUGAACCCAACGUGUUUUGUUACUGAUGGCCAUGGGCAACUGAACCCAACGUGCUUCGUUGCCGAUGGCCAUGAGCUCUGGCAGCAGCACAGUGCGUCCCGGUUUGAUUCCUGCAGCACACGUGCAUCCCCCAUUGCUGGCAUGCCUGUAGACAUGUGCGUAUGUACCCACACACACACACACGGCCCCCGGGCACGUGCACACUCUACACGGACUCUGCAUGUGCAUCGACACGCUUGCACCUCGCACACGCGUGCGUGGAGCCGCAGGCGCACGUCCCACCUCCACACUCGUUCCCUCCCGGCCGAACUCACCUGUGGGUUUUUGUUCUGUUUUUAAUUUUACAGGGUCAGUUUGACUUCACCCUUAUUUUGUAUGGAUUUUUGGAGGAGAUUUCUCCUUCUCCAGAGUCAUGGAGGUGUGGCCAUUCGCCUCCCGCCCUUGACGUUGUGAUACACAUACCCCACAGAGAUCUAUGUUUCUUAUAUUAUAUUAUUAUUAUUAUUAUUAUGUAAUAAAUUUAUAAGAAAGCUUCA
Gallus gallus (chicken) is the source of this 5416-nucleotide messenger RNA. RefSeq names its product tetra-peptide repeat homeobox protein 1-like. Lineage: Eukaryota; Metazoa; Chordata; Aves; Galliformes; Phasianidae. The record is from RefSeq and is a predicted model, not a curated record. The coding region runs from base 572 to 1846 and encodes 424 amino acids. The transcript has a single exon.